Molecule: messenger RNA, 1368 nt
Organism: Molossus molossus (Pallas's mastiff bat)
Lineage: Eukaryota; Metazoa; Chordata; Mammalia; Chiroptera; Molossidae
Gene: CEACAM20
Product: CEA cell adhesion molecule 20
Exons: 7
Coding region: 1-1368 (455 amino acids)
Biological process (GO): heterophilic cell-cell adhesion
Cellular component (GO): cell surface
Source: RefSeq, a predicted model, not a curated record
AUGGGGCCCCCUGACUUACGUGGCCCCCACUGGGCAGGAAUCCUGCUCUCAGCCUCACUUUUGACCAUGUGGAGUCGGCCAGCUGCAGCCCAGUUCAUUCUCGAUGCCAACCUGCUUAACACCACCCGAAAAUUGCUGGCCAUACCCAUCCUUUCAGUCAGCCAGGGCACUGUCACAGAGCACAGCGGAACGGUGACCUUCCACUGUGACACCAGAGACAUGGACAGUACCAUCCACUGGGUUGCCGAUAAUCGCCCCCUGGUGUUUCAUGAGCGCAUGCAGCUGUCCCCAGAUGGCAAAAGGUUCACCAUUCUCACUGUCCAGCGAGAGGACGCCAGGACUUACCGAUGUGAGGCCCAGAGUACCAGUUGGGUCCAGAUCAGUGACCCCAUCACCCUGGUUGUGAACUAUGGUCCUGACCCCUUUGAAAUCAAGGUGGAGUCCGGUAUACCCAACGGAGAGGAGGUUGGGGUGAUAGAGGGCUCCAACGUGACCUUCUCAGUGGAGAUACAGUCUUACCCACCCCCAGCCUAUUCCUGGUUUCUCCCCAAUGACACCGUCUCUUCUCUCACUGUGAGAACAUUCACCAUCCAUGCCGUGUCCAGGAAACACGAGGGCGUGUACAAGUGCCUGGUGUCCAACGAUGUCAUCCACCUGUCUCGCCUGGCUGCUCUUAAAGUCCGAGUACUGGAAAGGCUGACCAAGCCUCACAUCGUGACCCCGAGCCUGAACCUCGUGGAGAACGCCAGUUCCGUGGCCCUGACCUGCCAGACCACCCAAAAGGGGGCUCAAGUCCGGUGGUUCCUGAGCGGCCAGCCCCUCCUGCCCAGCGAGCACCUGGUGCUGUCGCCCGACAACAGGACCCUGGUCAUCCAAAACCUCUGGCGGAACGACACGGGGCCCUAUGAGUGUGAGGCCUGGAUCUCAGGCAGCUGGGCCCGAAGUGACCCCCUCAGCCUGACCAUCAGCUAUGGCCCUGACAGAGUGGACAUCACCAGCGGGUUGGAGUCCGAGGUGGUCAGCACAGUAGAGGCAGAGCUCAACUCCAGCCUGACCCUACAGUGUCAGGCUGAGUCCCAGCCAGGCGCCGAGUAUCGCUGGACCCUUGAACACUCCACCAGUGUGUCUAUGGGGGAGAAGCUGAUCAUCGGGGCCCUGACCCGGGAACACCAGGGGACCUACAACUGCUCGGCCCUCAACCCUCUGACCCGCCAGGCCCGCUCCGCCUCGGUCCUGGUCAGAGUGAUAGGUCCCCAGUCGUCGCUGUCUGCAGGGUCCAUUGCUGGCAUUGCCAUUGGCAUCCUGGCAGUCAUUGCCCUGUCUGUAGGGCUGGGCUAUUUUCUCUACAUCAGAUAUGCCAGAAGGUAA